Elgaria multicarinata webbii is the source of this 3565-nucleotide messenger RNA. RefSeq names its product selenocysteine lyase (gene SCLY). The transcript has 13 exons. Lineage: Eukaryota; Metazoa; Chordata; Lepidosauria; Squamata; Anguidae. Bases 118 to 1458 code for a protein of 446 amino acids. The record is from RefSeq and is a predicted model, not a curated record.
UUACACAUCAAGCCGCCGUGCUAACCGCGCUACCUUGUGUUGUACGACUCUGAUUUGUCCGCGGCGGUUGUAUUAAUUGGCAGAAGCAGCCAAUAGCUACGGGGGGGUUGAUGGAGAAUGGAAGAGAUCCAACUGAAGAAAGUACUAGUAAAUAAAGGAAAGGAGACCAGUGAGAAAAUCAGCUGUGAUGGAAAAGUGGCCAUCGCCUCAGGAAGGAAGAUUUACCUGGAUUAUAAUGCAACCACCCCUCUGGCGCCAGAAGUGAUUCAGACAGUUACAGAAGCCAUGCAUGAAGCAUGGGGCAAUCCCAGCAGCUCUUACACAGCAGGUCAAAGAGCUAAAGAGAUAAUAAAUGAAGCUCGAGAAAGUUUGGCUAGAAUGGUAGGAGGGCAGCUCCAAGACAUCAUCUUCACUUCUGGAGGGACAGAGGCGAACAACUUAGUGAUCCACACUGCCGUGAGGGAUUUUAGGGAAAGCCACAAGCAACGAUCUUCUGGGGCAGGCGAAGACCGAAAGAAGACUUUGGGAACAUGUCCGCAUUUAAUUACAUCUUGCAUUGAACAUGACUCAGUCCGUCUCCCUGUGGAGUACCUAGUGGAAGAACGUGAGGCUGAAGCCACUUUUGUCCCAGUGUCCAAGGUGACUGGACGGGUGGAAGUGGAUGAUGUUAUUGCAGCAAUCCGUCCGACAACGUGCUUGGUUUCCAUAAUGCUGGCUAAUAAUGAGACUGGGGUUAUCAUGCCCAUCUCAGAACUCAGUCAGCAGAUUCAAGCAGUCAAUCAGAAGAGGAUGGCAUCUGGACUCCCACGGAUUUUGGUACACACAGAUGCAGCACAAAUGAUCGGGAAGGGGCGAGUGGACGUGCAGGAUCUGGGAGUGGAUUACCUCACUGUUGUGGGGCACAAGUUUUAUGCCCCACGUAUUGGAGCACUGUACGUGCGAGGGCCUGGGACCACCACUCCUCUCCAUCCCAUGCUGUUUGGAGGAGGGCAGGAACGGAACUUCCGCCCUGGAACUGAAAAUACACCAAUGAUUGCUGGCCUUGGCAAGGCAGCAGAGCUGGUGAACAAGCACUGUGAGGUUUACGAAUCUCACAUGAGGAAGGUUCGGGACUACCUGGAGGAGAGGCUUGAAGCAGUGUUUGAAGAACAAGGAGUCCAUUUUAACUGUCGGCUGAAAGGCUCUAAGCGACUGUGCAACACUUGUAAUUUUUCCAUAGUGGGCUCAAGACUACAAGGUCGGCUGGUGCUGUCUCACUGCAGGUUUUUACUCGCCAGUGUUGGUGCUGCCUGCCACUCUGAGAAGGGUGAUCGGCCAUCCUCAAUCCUGCUUAGAUGCGGAAUUCCUUACAGUGUGGCCCAGAAUGCCUUGCGUCUUAGCGUGGGGCGCGACACCAGCAAGGAAGAUGUGGACCUGAUUGUAGAAGAUUUGAAGCAGGCUGUGGCUCAGCUACAAUAGGUCAGAUUCUCACCGUCACCCAAAGAAACGUUUUUGCUCACCAGAAUCCGGCAGUGAGCUUACUCCUGAUUUCCCAUUACAUCUGGCAGGAUGAUAGCUAAUUACAGCCCUAUCUGUUCUUUGCCAUUGGAUACUUUCUGAACCACUAAAAAUGAUUCCCUAGCUCAGGGAUGGGCAACUUCAGGCGGUCUGGGGCAAAUCCCACCCUCCAUGAGUUGUACUCUGCUGUGCCGGCAAAAAACAAGCUAAAUUUAUCCUUCGUAGUAGCAGUUUGCUGCCAAAUCCCCCCCCCCCCCAUUUUCUGGGUGUGAUCGGCCUGCAUCCAGCUCAUGCAUUGCCCACUUCUUUCCUAGUCUUUGAAUGCAGCAGGUUGUCCUGUAUAGUGAUGGCAGCAGCUCUUGCUUUCAGAAAUCAGAGCUCAUGUGUGAUAUUUAGCAAGCGGGAACCUCCAGUUGGAUGUUCAGGUCGGUGCUUUCAGUAUUUAGGUGAAUUCAGGGAACAGCUGUAAGCAUCAUGGUUUGAAAGUAUACAUAUAGGAAUGGACAUUUGAAUCCCAAAAUAUGGAACAUUCAGUAUUUGCCUUGGUAACUAGAAAAGGCCAUUCUGUUUUUGAUGGCACCCGUCUCAUUUCCCACCAGUCUGAAGUGAAACAGAAGCAGUUGCUCCCCAGGUGGGCACUCGAGGAACAGGCAAAGAGCCUUUUGCAGCAGCAGACCAUGUUUACAUGGCUGAGUGGGUUUCGCAUAGAGCUUUAUAAGGGGGGGGGGCAAAAUGUGCAAUACGCUGUGUCUUAGAAUGAAAGAGCAGAAGGGGUGGAGGGUGCAGCUUUCAUUUCACAUUGCUUUAUUAGCACAGACAUUAAGGGCACAAUCCUAUUCAUGUUUAGAUGGGGUGGGGGGAGUCUUCCAGCUCCCAGCAUGCCCCAGCCACGCCUGGAGCAUCAAAGCACUUGUCCACAAGCAUUCCCUCAAUGUUGUGCAUUGGAAGCUAUUAGUGGUAAUCCCACAGGAAGAGGAGAGACAUUACACAACCCAAGGAAAUAGGAAUUGUUGCAUUUCCUUAGGCUGUCAUCAAAUAGAGGGAAUUAGUAUAAGGAACCUUGCUGCGCACCCUGUUUCCCUGUUGCUGGAGCCAAAUGCUUCAGAGAAUUUGUCACAUCUAUAGGAACAAAUAUUUUGUAGCUGGUCAGCUUCUUUCCUUGUGUUCGUUUCUUGGAUUUGACAUGCCAGUACCAGCUACCCACAGGCACCUGUGAAUCAGCUGCCAUAGGAAAAUAUCAGUCUUGUUAUAGAUGAUGGUCUUCUGGCACUAAUUAAUGGACAAAGACUGAAAGAAUGUUGCUGAACAGGGGCAGACUGUGUGGCAUACAUGCUGGGAAGGUGUGAAUGCCACAAGAUAGGAGAUAAUGUCCCUUUGGAAUGUUAUUUAAAAUACAUAUUUUUUCUGGAAAGCUUUUGAGUUUCAGAACCAUGGUUGAAGGGAUCAGAAGAAGACAAUGAAACAGGGCCUCAAGACGGCUGGCAUUCAUUUCAACUUCUUUACAGCUAGUCCUGUUGAUGUUACUAAGAGUGCUGAGGUGAUGGAAUUGUGGUUGGUUUCCAGGUUCUGCUGUGCUGCUGUUUUAAUGGAAAAUUCUCCUUCAUGAGGCACUUGCUAAAACUUUUUUGGGAUGAUAAUAUUUGUUUUAGUUCGCAGAGUGCCCUGUUCUAAAGGGUCAUGGUGGGUACUAUCGUAAAAGAGAUACAAAUUUAAAAAUCUAAGACACAAAAUUGGGCUAAGUUUUUUUCCUUUUCCUUUUAUUGUGAAUAUUGUUAAAAAAUAAGCCUGCAUCAAUGCCAACCCAAAUUAAAACAAAACAAAAACCUUGCUUAUGAUAUUAAUUUAUUAUUCACAGAAAUGCAGACUUUAGCAAGCAAAAGCAGCAGCCAACCAGUGGAUCUGUACUUAAGUUUAUCAACCAGUGGAUCUAUACUUAAGUUUAUCAUUCAUUUGAAGAAUUUAUUCUCAUGCACUACUCUGGAUAACUUUCCCUUUGGGGGUUGACGAUGGCCAUUCUAUUGUGGGUUCUUGAAGAAAGUCAGCUGAGGAGCUGACAGAAGUGCAUUUG